UGGGAAGGCGGAAGUGUUUUUGUUGAAUCAUGGGAAUCCGUGAUUUUCUCCACGAUCAAUUCACCGUAAACUAACAGCUGUCACUGUCUAUGUUACAAUCUCACCAAGCCGAUCCAUGAUAAACUGAACACUUUGACAAGCAUGACACUGUCAUUAACCAUUCAAGGGAAAAAACGAUAACAGGUUCAGACAACAGUGCACAGCAUCCAGUAACAGACAUUGACAGGGAGAGAGGACAGUCACCCACCUAACCUCAAUAUCUUCCUCCCGUCCUUGUGAAGACAUGUCAAUACACACGUGCGUUAUUCCCGCGGUGUUGGCUUGUGUUGUAGCAGUGAUUGCAGGACAUAGUAUCGGUGCUGAAAAUGUAGCACAUAGUAUCAAUACUGCAGAUGACAGCCCAAAGCCAACUGAUGGAGAGGUGGGGGACGCGAAGACGAUGGAGAUUAAGAUGAAGGGAGCACAUCCAUCCUCGCCGGAUUCCUACCUCUGUUCAAGCUACAGUUUGGAUGACUUGGCUGCGGACGAGAACUACAUCGUUCAGUUUGAGGCAAUGGCGGAUGUGAAGACAGCUCAUCACAUCCUGCUGUAUGGCUGUGACGGGGAACCGGCCAGAGACACGGACAUAUGGAGGUGCCCCGCAGUGUGCCAGGGACGUGCGGAGGAACAGAUCAUAUUCGCCUGGGCCAAGGCUGCUCCACCCACCCGCCUACCUAAAGAUGUUGGUUUUCGAGUGGGUAGAGCGUCUUCCAUCAAGACUAUAGUGCUACAAGUACACUACAAGCAUAAGUUCAGUGAAACUACACCACGGGACUACUCAGGGAUACGUAUCUAUCUUACUCCUAAAAGACAAAAGUAUGUAGCAGGCAUACAUCUGAUGGCGUCCUACAGUAUUGUGAUCCCCCCAAACACACCCAAGACUCACUCCGACAUCAGCUGUGUGUACCGAGGCCCCAAGCCUAUGCACCCCUUCGCCUACAGGACCCAUGCUCACAGUCUAGGAAAGGUGAUAACUGGCUAUGUCUUCAACAACACCUGGUAUGAAAUUGGCAAGGGCAAUCCACAGUGGCCUCAGGCAUUUUACCCAGUCAAUGGCUCCUUCGUUGUGAACCCGGGUGAUGGACUGGCUGCGCGAUGUACCUUUGAUUCAACAGGAAGAAAUAGGGUCACAAACAUUGGAGCUACAGGAGCUGACGAGAUGUGCAACUUCUACAUCAUGUACUACACCGACUCCAGCGUCAAGAUGCCCUCGGGGCAGUGUGGUGGCAACAUGCAACCCAAGCUCAUCGCCGACAUCCCUGACGACUCGGACGUCCCCCUGCCCCCCAACCCGGACCUUGAGGAGGAAGCUAAGGGGCAUCAUCAUCAUGCAGCCAUGGCGACCCAGGCGGCACAAACCGUGGACCAGACAGACCAGCCAGUCGACCUCCCGGAUCCACUGGUGUUUGACGCCUCAUGGCCGGCACAGCAACUGACCCUAGGUCAGAUCGGAGGUAUGGCCACGGACAAGGACGGAAAUGUGUACAUCUUCCACAGAGGCAGUAGACAGUGGGACAGCAACACAUUUGACAUCAACAACAAGCUGAUCCCAAAGGAUCCCAUACCUGAGAACGUGGUCAUUAUCCUUGACAAGAAGGGCAAGCUGGUCCGGCAGUUUGGCAGCAACCAGUUCUACAUGCCUCAUGGUAUAGAGGUGGACUCCAAGGGCAACAUCUGGCUGACUGACAUCGGCCUGCACCAGGUGAUGAGAAUCCCCAAAGGUACCUCAGCCCCAGAUCUGGUCCUCGGUAAACAAUUUGAGCCAGACAGCGACAACGAACACUUCUGUAAGCCAGCAGAUAUCGCAGUCCUUGAAUCUGGGGACUUCUUUGUGGCAGAUGGCUACUGUAACAGCCGUGUGCUCAAGUUCUCCGCCAAUGGCACCUUGUUGGAUGAGUGGGGGCAGGCUGACUUCACAGACAAUGGUGAUGCUGAAGCACCCCAAGGAGUGUUCAACAUCGUCCACAGUGUCACCGUGGCAGAGGAUAAGAAGCUGGUGUGUGUGGCAGACCGGGAGAAUGGACGCAUACAGUGCUUUGAUCUAGAUGGAAACUUCCGAUUCAUCAUCAAGAAUGAACAAAUGGGUCCUCGCGUGUUUGCCAUCGAGUACUGCCCUCUGCAUGGCGGAGUCCUGUUUGCUGUGAAUGGGCCCACCUAUGAUGGAAAGAUGGCCAGAGUCCAAGGGUUCACCAUAGCCCUGGCCACAGGGGACUUGCUGCAGACGUGGGACGUCCCUAAUGGGCUACAGAACCCCCACGAUGUCACAGUCGACUCCACAGACCACGCUGUGUAUGUGGGAGAACUCGAUCCCCACAAAGUGUGGCGCCUCAGCAUGAAUGCCCCCAAGAAGACAGACACAGUCAUUGAUGUGCCUGAUAAGAAAGGUUUUGCUGGGAAACCCAAGGACACUAGUGACAUGACAGGGACGAUAAUACCCCCAAGUGCAGGCACCAGCAACAGUUCAGGGGAGAUAACUCAGGAGAAGAAGAGUGCCGAGGACAAAAAGUCGGACUACAUGCCCUCCAUUAUCAUCGGUGUGUUGUUGAUUGUUCCGGUGGUGUUGCUGCUGGUCGUCACUGUCAUGAUCAGGCUACACCAUUCAGGUAAAAUAUCCUGUUUCUCAGGCAAGAAACAAAAGGUGUUUAGUCUUCAGAGUUUCCUUGGUAACUCUCACAAGGGUUUUGAUCGACUGAGCACGGAAGAGAGUGACCAUGAACUUGACCCUCUUGAUGACUCAGACCAGGAAGAGUACACUGCCCCUAGUAAGAAGCAGAGGAUGUGCAGUGACAUUGUAAUGAAGGAGAAGUACAGGAUGGAUGCCCCCUCUGUGAUGGCGCUGUACAGAUGUGUGUUGUUCCUGGCCAUUGUGGCACCAGGCAUAACGCUUCCCGACACGACCACACCCAGACGACGGCUGCCCAUGGAUACCAGAAUGUUUGAAAUCAGGAUGAAGGGGGCACACCCAUCUUCGCCCGACGCCCAUCUGUGCUCCAGCUACAGCAGCGACCAGUGGCUAGUCGGGGAGGCGGAGUACAUAGUGAAGUUUGAGGUUCUUGCCGGCGACACUGCCGCUCAUCACAUUGCCUUGUAUGGCUGUGACGGUGAGCCAGCGAGGAACACUGAUGUGUGGAAAUGUCCUGGUGUCUGUCAGCAAGGCGCGUCAGAGGUGUUCUUGUUUGCCUGGGCACAAGGUGUCCCAUCCACACCUCUACCAGACGACGUUGGCUUUAGAGUCGGGGGAGGAUCCGCCAUCAAAACUAUUGUGUUACAGACUCACUUCCAGCAUGCAUUUAAUGAAUCUGCACCGAAAGACUUCUCCGGAAUCCGCAUUUUUAUAACACCAGAACGACAGAAAUAUGCAGCAGGAAUAUAUUUAUUGGAGAGCAUACGGUUUGCCAUACCGCCGAAUACACCCAACGCCCACGUCGACGUGAGUUGCACCUACCAGGAACCACAACCGAUCUACCCCUUCGCCUACAGAACUCACUCUCACGGUCUAGGGAAGGUUAUCGCUGGGUACAUGUUCAACAACACCUGGCAUGCGGUCGGCAGAGGCAACCAACAGUGGCCCCAGGCAUUUUAUCCUGUCAAUGGAAGUUAUAUUGUAAAGUUUGGCGACGAACUGGUUGCCCGAUGUUCCUACGACUCAAGAGGUCGCGACUCGGUCACCAACAAAGGACCUAAAGACUCUGACGAGAUGUGCCAGUUCUAUUUGAUGUACUACACCCCCUCCAGCGUGGAGAUGUCGCAGGGGCACUGCAGAGCCAACCAACACCCUGGACGUGUGCAGGACCUUCCUGCCGUCUCGGAGGUCCCUCUGUCCCAAGCACCUGGACUGGACGUUCCUCUGUCCCCAGCACCUGGACUUGACGUCACCCUGUCCCAAGCACCUGCACUGGACGUCCCUCUGUCCCCAGCACCUGGACUUGACGUCCCCCUGCCCCAAGCACCCGCACUGGACGUCCCUCUGUCCCCAGCACCCACACUGGAUGGUCGGACACGUGAGGAGCAGAACCAUCAGCAGCAAUCUACAAAAUCUGCAUCAGAGAAGAGCACAGUAAAGACGGUCACGCCAGUUGUUCCCCCUCAUCCUUUGGUGAUGGAUGCCUCCUGGCCAUCUGACCAUCUGGCCUUGGGGCAAGUAGUGGGCGUGGCCACAGAUAGGGACGGCAACGUGUACAUCUUCCACAGGGGAUCAAGAACGUGGACGGCAGGAACCUUUGACAGAGACAACAAGAUGCUGGCACCCACGCCUAUCCAAGAGGAUGUCAUUCUGGUUCUGAACAGGCAGGGAAAACUGAUCAGAAAGUUUGGCAGGAACCAGUUCUACCUGCCUCACGGCAUCGAGGUGGACUCACGGGGAAACCUAUGGGUCACCGACGCAGGACUGCACCAGGUGAUGAGGAUCCCCCGGGGCGGCACGGUGCCCGACCUGGUCCUGGGGGAGCGGCUGGUGCCGGGUGAUGACACGGGACACUUCUGUCAGCCCUCGGACGUCGCUGUCCUGGAGUCCGGGGACUUCUACGUGGCUGACGGGUUUUGUAAUGGCCGGAUAGUGAAGUAUUCCAGCAAUGGCACGUUCCUGACGCAGUGGGGCCGACCCGCCGACACCGACGACGGAGGAAAGUGUUGCUGUGGCGAAGAGUUGCCGGGGGUGUUUAACAUGGUGUCCAGCAUCACGGUGGCCGAGGACCGGGGUCUGGUCUGUGUGGCAGACUGCAUGCACGGCCGGGUACAGUGCUUUCAUCUGGAUGGGCGUUUCAGCUUCAUCAUCAGCAGUGAAGAGAUGGGGCCGUAUGUGCUGGCCACAGAAUACUGCCCCCUUCAUGGUGGCGUCCUGUUUGUCGUGAAUGGGCAUACAUCGGGUGACCAGAAGGCGACAGUCCAUGGAGUCACAGUUGCCAUAGAUACGGGGGAAGUGAUGCAGCAGUGGAAUGUCCCUGAUGGGCUACAGAACCCCCACGAUGUGACAGUGGACUCCGCGGACCACGCUGUGUAUGUGGGAGAACUCGAUCCCCACAAAGUCUGGCGCCUCAGCAUGGAUUCUCGUAAAGAAACAGCUAGAGUUGUCAUUCCUGACAAGGGGAAGGAGAAUCACGUAACCCUGGUCGUCGUGGCUGUGUUGAUAACGUUGCCGGUUGUCUGUGUCAUCACUGGCCUCAUCGUCAGCAGAUUCAUGGAAUCAGGUACAUUAUCCUGUUUCCGGGGCCGGAAAUCUUUCAAUAUGCUUGGGACGUCUCACCAAGGGUUCACACUGUUGUCCAGUGAAGACGAUGACUUCUGUACUGGGGAGGACUGACUACAUGUAAUAAACACACGAUAACCCUC
Haliotis rufescens (red abalone) is the source of this 5367-nucleotide messenger RNA. RefSeq lists its product as uncharacterized. Gene Ontology annotation, biological process: peptide metabolic process. Lineage: Eukaryota; Metazoa; Mollusca; Gastropoda; Lepetellida; Haliotidae. The record is from RefSeq and is a predicted model, not a curated record. Gene Ontology annotation, molecular function: oxidoreductase activity, acting on paired donors, with incorporation or reduction of molecular oxygen, reduced ascorbate as one donor, and incorporation of one atom of oxygen; copper ion binding; protein binding. The transcript has 46 exons. Bases 284 to 5338 code for a protein of 1684 amino acids. Gene Ontology annotation, cellular component: extracellular region; membrane.